GGCCGGGCCGGGCCGGGCCUUGCGCCGCGCUAUGGCGCUGCCGGCGCUGUCGAGCUCGGGGGUGAAGUUCCGGCGGGUCCUGGCGCACUUCCCUCAGGAGCUCAGCCUGGCCUUCGCGUACGGGUCUGGGGUGUUCCGGCAGGCGGGGGACAAGGCCGGGCCCGGCGAGAACAACAUGCUGGACUUUGUGUUUGCUGUUGAUGAUGCUGUGACGUGGCAUAUGAUGAACUUAACAAAGAACAGGAGUCAUUAUUCCUUCCUAAAACUUUUGGGGCCAAAACAGAUAAACAGUGUGCAGAAUUACGGAGCAGGGAUUUACUACAAUACGUUAGUGCCAUGUAAUGGUAGGAUGAUAAAAUAUGGUGUAAUUAGCACUGAUACCCUGAUUGAUGAUUUACUCCACUGGAAAACCCUCUACGUGGCUGGACGCCUACAGAAGCCGGUGAAAAUCCUGACACAGAAUGAGAAUAGCAAGCUACAAGCUGCUCUUGUGAGCAAUCUGAAGAGUGCAGUCACAGCAGCCUUUCUCAUGUUACCAGAAAGCUUCUCAGAAGAAGACCUCUAUAUGCAGAUUGCAGGACUCUCCUAUACUGGUGAUUUCAGAAUGAUAGUAGGAGAAGACAGAUCGAAAGUGCAGAACAUAGUGGAACCUAAUGUUCCCCAUUUUCAGAAGCUGUACAGUAACAUACUACAGGACUGCCCUCAAGUGGUAUACAAGCACCAUCUGGGAAGGCUAGAGAUAGAUAAAAGUCCAGAAGGACAAUUUGCACAAUUGAUGUCUUUGCCAAGGACUCUGCAACAAAAGAUAACUUCUCUGGUAGACCCUCCUGGAAAAAACAGGGAUGUGGAAGAAAUACUAUUGCAAGUUGCCCAUGACCCUGACUGUGGAUUUGUGGUACAUCAAGGCAUUUCAAGAAUUGUGAGAUCUUCCAGUGUAGUGCAGAGUGCUAAAACCAUACUAACAGCUGGGGCAAAGAAAUCUGUAACUUACAGCAUGAAGAAAUUAUAUAAAAUGACAAAGGGAUGGUUGAGGAAAACAUCUUGAAUCUUGACAUACUGUGUAUGGGUAAAUAAAUGGUACUUUUUCACUGAAUACUUUGCAGAUGUUGCUUUGCCUACUUGAGAAGAUGGUAUAUUUAAGAAGUCUGUUUGAAUAAUUUACAUGCUCAAUUUUAGUACUGAAAGAGGGCUUUUGUUAGUGGGGGAAGGUUCCACGGUGAUAGGGCAAAGGAAUUAUACUCUGUAAAUACUGUGAUGAAUUCUCCUGUACACUAUAGCUUGGAUUUUCAGAAAUCAGGUUGUACUUAUGAAUUAAAACCCAAAGCCACUCCUUUUCUAUGCAUUGCUAGCUUUAUUUUCCAAGGUACCCUCAGGCUCUUUCAAAAUAUUCACUGUCCCAGGUUUAGUUCUGCCAGGGACGUGUGGAGCUGGAGUCCAUUGAGUUGUAAGUAGAUAUGAAACUGUCCUCUUAAAACACGUUAUUUCUUCAUGUACAGGUUCAGCGUUAGGAUUCUUUUGAGGAUGUUUACUGGGUGCUUCUGCAGGGUGGACUUCAGGAAAAGUCAGGGUUUUCCCAGAUGUGUGACAUGCUGAAUCUAAAAACCCUUAGCCAUGACUUUCAGUGUGAGAAAGAGUGUUUGAAAUGAGAGGCUUGUCGCAUAUCAGAUCUUUUCAUUCAAAUUGGAUGUUCCUUUCCCGAGACUGAGAGGACAACUGCCCAGUUCAUGGCUAAGCAUUGCCAGAAGUGUCCUCAUUAGAAGGAAAGUGACCUUCGGGAGCUACUUAAACGGAUUAAUGAAAUGUGUGUUGUUUGGCAGAAGAUUCUGAGUCCUUUAAAGUUUAUGAACAAAAGUACCUAUUAUUUAAUUGAUUCCUUAUUCUUGUUUUCCUGAAAAUACUGUCCACAAAGAUAACAUUGUUCUCCCUUGCUUAAUUCAAUUAGCUAACCUAAAGAAAACUGGAUUUGUACAUAACAUAGUACAUUAAACAUGCCGUUAAAGAAUGGACAUUUCUGGCAGUAUUGAUGUGCUGGAGCACAAUAAAUCUGGAGCAUCUGUUGUCAAUAGAAUAUUUCUUGCCCUGAGUUGGGUGGGCUUGUGGAUUUUGGAUGUUUUUCUCAAUAAAAUAAAUGGCGAGAACAUUUCACUUGUGAGAGUGUCAAUGCUAAAAAUAAUUGAAAGGUAAAAAAUGGAAAUAAAAUGUACCAUUCCUGAUCAGCA
Pezoporus occidentalis (night parrot) is the source of this 2219-nucleotide messenger RNA. RefSeq names its product TAM41 mitochondrial translocator assembly and maintenance homolog (gene TAMM41). The transcript has 8 exons. Gene Ontology annotation, molecular function: phosphatidate cytidylyltransferase activity. NCBI's taxonomy places the organism in Eukaryota, Metazoa, Chordata, Aves, Psittaciformes, Psittacidae. Gene Ontology annotation, biological process: cardiolipin biosynthetic process; CDP-diacylglycerol biosynthetic process. Gene Ontology annotation, cellular component: mitochondrion. Bases 32 to 1045 code for a protein of 337 amino acids. The record is from RefSeq and is a predicted model, not a curated record.